Molecule: messenger RNA, 225 nt
Organism: Aureobasidium subglaciale EXF-2481
Lineage: Eukaryota; Fungi; Ascomycota; Dothideomycetes; Dothideales; Saccotheciaceae
Exons: 1
Source: RefSeq, a predicted model, not a curated record
GCUCCAAGCGGCGCAGGUACGCCGAAAGUUCCUUCCACCCCAAGAACCUCAUCUACACCCUUAGCUCCUUCCACCCCAAGAACCUCAUCUACACCCGUAGCUCCUUCCACUCCAGUAUUUCAAACCGCAACCCACGGAUCUUUCACCCUUGAACUUCCAGCCACCUCAUCGACACCUCUCGUCAAUGUCGACGAUGACGAUAUCCGCGAGCCCCCUACCCCUGAG